AAAAUCAAAGUAAGCAUUUCAAAGUCUAUCAGUUUUUACUAAACUUUUUACUUUUUAGAUCAAAACUGUUUAAAAUAAAAAAUUUUGGUAGUCGAAAUGUUUCGAAGAACUUUAAAUUUUAUAUUUAGUAAAAAUGUAUUAUCUAGUUCUAUUUUCAGGAAUAAGGGUAACUUUGACAAAAUUGAUAAAGGAGGAGAUCUAUCCAAAAUUGCUGGAGAAACAGGCGGUGUGGACGCCUACCAUGUUAAAAUACUUCAAGUAAACAAGGGAAAGGAGGCUAAAAUUAUGGAACUUACCGCACAAAUCGAGGCUCUUCAAAUGAAAAUCAAGUCUCUUGAGAAAGCAAAGUCUGCCGAGGCCAAGGCAGCUGUAGCGGAACUACAGGUGAUUCUUAAGGAUCUCAAAGCCGCCCUUCGGCAAUUGAGAAUGAGUAAUAAAUAAGCUUUUUAAUUCUUGUAUAAAUAAAACCAUAACAAACUGAUAUGACAUUCUUUAACAUAAAUUUGACGUUAUUUACAUGCGUUAGCUGUAAGCACACGGUACGUAUACGUAAUAAACGCAUGUUCAUAGCAUACUUAAUGGCUUAAAGAAUAAUUUUAUAAAUUGAUUUCCAAGCCUUGAUGAGAAUAUCAAAGUAAGCAAUUCAAACUAUAUCAGUUUUAUCAGAUCAAAAAGGUUUAAAGUAAAAAUUUUGGUAAUAGGAAUGUUUCGAAAGACUUUAAAUUUGAUAUGCGCUAAAAAGGUCUUGGCUAGUUCUUUUUUUAG
Molecule: messenger RNA, 765 nt
Organism: Drosophila ananassae
Lineage: Eukaryota; Metazoa; Arthropoda; Insecta; Diptera; Drosophilidae
Exons: 3
Coding region: 97-441 (114 amino acids)
Source: RefSeq, a predicted model, not a curated record